GUCACAGAUGGUGAUAAAAUUAUACAGUAAAAGGUUAAAAUCACUAAAAAGCUAACGCGCGCGGCAAGUUUUAGGAACGUGCACUCUGUAUGGAAGCGGAAGGUUUUGUGAGGGGACCUCGGAUGUCAGCGGACGCUCCCGGGGGGGACGGCCGAGUCGCCGGGUCCCCAGGCGAGGCGGAGGUGCGCUGUCUCGGUAAAGUGAUCCGUGCCGUUCCGGGCCGCUUGGUGGGGACCUUCUCAGCCAGGAUAGGUGUGGAAAAGGAUCUUCUGGCCGUGCAGGCUCCCUGCUAUGGUUUCGAAGCGGAUCAUUAUGAGGCUCUGCCCCAGGGAGCCUCCCCAAGGACGCACAUGCUGGCUGGAGCCGCGGCCGGUAUCAUGGAACACUGCCUCAUGUACCCGGUGGACUGCGUCAAGGUAUCGGCGCGGAGUGUGUGCGACGCGAAUGCAGUCCCUGCAGCCGGAGCCGGCCGCUCGCUACCGCAGCGUGAUGGGGGCACUGUGGCACAUCGUAAGGACGGAGGGCAUCCUGAGGCCCGUGCGGGGGCUCAACAUCACGGCGACGGGGGCAGGCCCCGCCCAUGCCCUCUAUUUUGCCUGCUACGAGAAACUGAAGACGACGCUGGGUGACGCCAUCCACCCAGGGGCGAACAGCCACUUGGCGAACGGAGCUGCUGGAUGCGUGGCCACGUUGCUUCACGAUGCUGCCAUGAACCCGGCUGAAGUAGUGAAGCAGCGGAUGCAGAUGUUCAACUCCCCACACCGUGGUAUUGUGGACUGUGUCUCGGCGGUGUGGCGAAUGGAGGGCAUCGGUGCGUUCUACCGCAGCUACACCACCCAACUGACCAUGAACGUGCCCUUCCAGGCACUCCACUUCGUGGUGUACGAGUAUCUGCAGGAGCUGCUCAACCCCCACAGACAGUACAGCCCCUCAUCUCACAUGGUGUCGGGGGCUCUGGCAGGGGCGCUGGCCGCCGCCGCCACGACCCCGCUGGACGUUUGCAAGACACUCCUCAACACGCAGGAGUCUCUGGCGCUUCGGUCACUUGACUCUAGCAGGCGCAUCUCGGGCCUGGCCCACGCCGUAUGCACCGUGUACGGGCUGGGUGGCCUUCCUGCCUUCUUAAGAGGAGCACGGGCGCGCGUCGUCUACCACGUGCCUUCCACGGCCAUCAGCUGGUCCGUCUACGAGUUCUUCAAGUACAUCCUCACACGGCACCAACACCAGAAGUGGACGUGGGAAGGGGACAUGGAGAAAUAGGCCGCAUCCCGCUAAGCUGCCAUCGUGCGUGUGUCAGAGCAGCAGGACUGAGCAUGUCUGGCCGAUUGCAACCAAAUAUCCUCCCAUUGUACCUCAAAGCCAGCACAAUUAAUAUAAAUAGUGUUCGUUGUGUGGUCCAGCAAAGGCUACCAGAGUAUUGGCUCUAAAGGGUCAUGAGCCUGAGUGCCGUGAACCUCGUCUCCGAAUGCCCGUGUUGUACUGAAUGCCCAUUGCCGAGUUUCCUGUUUGUCAGCAGGGGGCACUGCUGUUUCUCCCACGUCUGAGGAGGUCCUAAAACCAACGAGUGACAUCGGUAAGACAGAGUGCCUCAUUUUAAGCAGGAGGUCUUGAGCACUUAGUGUGGCUGUAGCGCGGAGAAAUGUGUUAGACGCUGCCAUUCUCACAUACUUGUAGCGUGUCCGCAUGUCUUAUAGCCACAUACCUUCUUUUGGGAUUCAGAUCUGUUGGUGCCCUUUAAGAAAUGUUCCAGCUAAACCUGUGCGUGCGGUGGCCGGGCCGUUCCAGGGCACGAUGACGUGUAUGUUUUCCAGCUGGUCGCUAAAUGGCCUUGGCAGCGUCUCGAUGGCAGCGUCUGACUGCUGAUCCUUCCAGACAGGCACCAUCUGCAUCCCCGUGCCGAUGCAGUUGCAGCACUCGUCCCGGUGCAAGGCCAGGCCGGGCGCUGCUGGCGAAGGAGCAGUUGUCACGCCCGGCCCCGUGCUCUUAGCACGGAUUACCAUGUGGGUCUACGUGUCGAGUGGCCAGCAUGCCUGCUGAGGAGGUUGGCGCAUCCAAGGCAAAUGUAAAUAAUCGCCUUUGAGUUUCUUACUUGCCUCACAGACCUGUUUCCACAAAUCCACCCAGGUGGCAGUUCUGUAAGCUUGGCCAUUCAAACAGCUGAAUACUGCAACAGCGCCUCCUCCAGGCUGUAAGCUUCAACGGCUAUCAGUUUAGUUGGUCGUCCUGGUCUCCGUAGUGAUCGCAAAGAUGCGAUAUGUGAGAAACUCUACUGCUUUUGUGUUCCCAAAGACCAGAGUAAGGGAUCCGUGCGUCUAAAACUGAUGUUUGGGUUGGGAAGGUGCUGUUUGUAAGAGAAGGGCAUUGGUUGUGGUUCUAAAUGCUGGUGGGGAUCACGUGUCUGUCCGUAAACCUUAAAUGGAGCAUACCUUCAGACUAACAUCUGUAUACAGCUAAAGUGAAGAUUGGGGCUGCUGCUUUGUGUUGGAGAUCGGAGCCUAUCGAUGCAAACUGUACAUGGAUGGCAUUGUUUUUAUACUUUCUCCUCGUCUGAUAUGUCACAUUUGCCAGCUACCAAUAAAAAGAGUCAAGGUGCUAUUUGUCUGAACUGGCACAAACACGAGACAUGUUUCACUAUUUUGUGUUGUACUCAGGAGCUGAACGGGUUAAUUUAUAUUUACAGAAUUGGGCUGUUCCUGUGGUCUAGAGUGGGUGUUCAGGGCAUUGACUCUUCCAACUACUCUUGGUAUUUACUGUGAAGUCUGUAUCAGUGCUUCCCAUAUAGUAUUUAUACUGAAUUUACUGAAGUUUUCAGUAAACUUCUUUAAAACGGGAAAGAGAAAAAAACAGUACACAACCCUAGUAAAUAAUAUUUAAGAGUUUAUAAAUAACAGGUUAACAUCUAACUAGAGGUUAGAUUGUACAGCUUGUAAUGUGUGACUUUUUGCCUGAAUAAAGUGUCCUUAAUUCCAAAGUGCAGUGGGAGCAGAGGACCCUCGGGCAGGUCAUCGGUGCUAGAGUUGCACAUCUUCUCCCACGAUGUUAAUCGAGAGCACUAGACCAUGUUAGGAGCAGAGGAGUCAGUGCUAACAUGUUGACCUCUGACCGCCCCCACUGUAGCUGUCUGGUUUUGGUCCCUGGGGUUUACACUUCCAGCCGUCUUUAUGGCGCCCCUUCCUAAGCUCCUCUUCCUGAUGCCUUCUGCCACCCUUACUGACCACCUCGCAGCCUCUGUUGUUUCCUCAUGCUACAUAAAGAAUAUGAAUUUUAGAAUAAACGCCUCCAAGCAAAUGGUCUACAUGUGGGGAAUCAAGUCCUGCAGCCCUAUACGGUGCAGUUCCAUUAAUUUUCCCCCACGUGUGUCUUUGUUUUGGGACACUCCCCCACCUGAUAGCUCCUGCCUAAAUGCUCCUAGUUAGGGUGGAGCUGUUAAGGGUAACUAUGGCAACAGGAUAAUUACAGAAGUGAGAAGUACUAGAUGCGGGAAAGGGUGUGUGCCAGUGCUUCCGAUUCAAUGGCGUGAGCAUGGAAUAUGAGGGAAGUUGGGGAUGUUUCCCAAACGAUGGGACAUCAACCCUAUGGUCCUGUGGGUUUCAAGAAGAUGCAGCAAACACAAUCUAAGGGUGAUGAAUUGCUUGAGUGUUUUAACAGGUACACCUUCUCUUAUAUCCUCUUUACCCCCCUCUUAUAAUAUUUUGACAGUAAUGGCCAUUGCCUUAUGAAACUGUUGAAUUCCAGCUACUGUAGUAUCCCUAAGCAAGAUACUUUCCUGAAAUUGAUACAGUAAAAAUUACCCAGCUGUGUAAAUAACUGUA
Molecule: messenger RNA, 3812 nt
Organism: Scleropages formosus (Asian bonytongue)
Lineage: Eukaryota; Metazoa; Chordata; Actinopteri; Osteoglossiformes; Osteoglossidae
Product: mitoferrin-2-like
Exons: 4
Coding region: 292-1260 (322 amino acids)
Biological process (GO): iron import into the mitochondrion
Cellular component (GO): mitochondrial membrane
Molecular function (GO): ferrous iron transmembrane transporter activity
Source: RefSeq, a predicted model, not a curated record